This is a messenger RNA of Vombatus ursinus (common wombat), 3045 nucleotides long. RefSeq names its product arrestin domain containing 3 (gene ARRDC3). Gene Ontology annotation, biological process: protein transport. Bases 222 to 1466 code for a protein of 414 amino acids. The transcript has 8 exons. Gene Ontology annotation, cellular component: cytoplasm. The record is from RefSeq and is a predicted model, not a curated record. NCBI's taxonomy places the organism in Eukaryota, Metazoa, Chordata, Mammalia, Diprotodontia, Vombatidae.
UGUACAGAGACCACUGAUCUGAGAAGCAGCAGCGAGCAGCAUCCAGUGCUGUGACUUUUUAAGAAAUCUCAAUGAACUAUUUGUAAAGAAUGCACUGAUCCUGCCUGCAAGCCUUUUGCACAGCAAAGACAUCGAUCAGUGUUUAGUGAAGAUCGCAUUUUAUAUGUGAUCUUGACUUUUUUUUUCUUACAUUAUAUUUUUUUAUAGAUUUUGUUAUAAUCAUGGUGCUGGGGAAGGUUAAGAGUUUGACAAUAAGCUUUGACUGUCUUAAUGACAGUAAUGUCCCUGUAUAUUCUAGUGGGGAUACAGUCUCAGGAAGAGUGAAUUUAGAAGUUACUGGGGAAAUCAGAGUAAAAUCUCUCAAAAUUCAUGCAAGAGGACAUGCGAAAGUACGCUGGACUGAAUCUAGAAAUGCUGGAUCCAACACUGCCUAUACACAGAAUUACACUGAAGAAGUAGAAUAUUUCAACCAUAAAGACAUCUUAAUUGGGCAUGAAAGAGAUGAUGACAAUUCAGAAGAAGGCCUCCACACUAUUCAUUCAGGAAGGCAUGAAUAUGCAUUCAGCUUUGAGCUUCCACAGACACCACUUGCUACCUCAUUCGAAGGCCGACAUGGUAGUGUGCGCUAUUGGGUGAAAGCCGAAUUGCACAGGCCUUGGCUUCUACCAGUAAAAUUAAAGAAGGAAUUUACAGUCUUUGAGCAUAUAGAUAUCAACACUCCUUCAUUACUGUCACCCCAAGCGGGCACAAAAGAAAAGACUCUCUGUUGCUGGUUCUGUACCUCAGGCCCAAUAUCCUUAAGUGCCAAAAUUGAAAGGAAGGGCUACACCCCAGGUGAAUCAAUUCAGAUAUUUGCUGAAAUUGAGAACUGCUCUUCCCGAAUGGUGGUGCCAAAGGCAGCCAUUUACCAAACACAGGCUUUCUAUGCCAAAGGGAAAAUGAAGGAAGUAAAACAACUUGUGGCCAAUUUGCGAGGAGAAUCCUUGUCAUCUGGGAAGACAGAGACCUGGAAUGGGAGGCUGCUGAAAAUUCCCCCAGUUUCCCCUUCUAUUUUGGACUGUAGUAUAAUCCGGGUGGAAUAUUCACUAAUGGUAUAUGUGGAUAUUCCUGGAGCCAUGGACUUAUUUCUUAAUUUGCCACUUGUCAUCGGUACUAUUCCUCUACAUCCAUUUGGUAGCAGGACGUCCAGUGUCAGCAGCCAGUGUAGCAUAAAUAUGAACUGGCUUGGUCUAUCCCUGCCUGAAAGACCUGAAGCACCACCCAGCUAUGCCGAAGUUGUCACAGAGGAGCAGAGGCAGAGCCAUCUCGUGCCCAUGAGUGCCUAUGAUGAUUUUGAGAGGGCUCUCCAAGGACCACUGUUCGCAUACAUUCAGGAGUUCCGGUUUCUGCCGCCCCCUCUUUAUUCAGAGAUUGAUCCCAAUCCAGAUCAACAAACAGAUGACAGACCAUCUUGCCCCUCUCGCUGAAGGAAAGCUGGAUUGAAAUAGUUGACCUUGGUUUGGAACUGUAUCUCUGCCCUGCUGUGGAUAGAGGAAGUAUCUUGGAGACACGUUUUCAGAGGAAGUGGUAUUAUUCUUGCCCAGAAAAUGGCAAAUACAUGAAACCACCCGUGAUCAUGCUUUUGAAGCCUUAUAGCAACAUCACAGGACUGCUCCCACAUGCUUGAAGACGUGAGCUUUUUUCCCCUUAAACUGGCACAUACAUGGGGCAGCCUUAUUCUAGCCUAUGAUCGUACAAGUGUCAAGAUACCACGUUGUAAAAGAGGGAAAAUUUCCUUCUUUUGAUUUGAAAAUUUGCACAUGCUCAAUGCUUACAUUGUGCGAUUCAGUGUCACUACAGCUUUUUUUUUUUUUUCCCCAUUUAUGCCGGACUCUUGAUGCUCUUUUAAAACUUGCUUGUGGUCAGCACAACAAGGAGCAAAAAGAAAGCUUUGAAAAAAACUUUAUUAUGACAAAUGCACUGACAUUUUUUUUUUAAUUUAAUGUAGCCUGGACUUUACCUGUGUAGCACAUGCUCAGAAUUGUCCUUCUAGGCUGACCAUAUAUCACCUCUUCAGCUUGGAUCCAAUUGUGGAUUUAUUUACAAACAUCAAAUGCCUUCAAGCCAAUCCUUUUUGCUGUAUGUUUUGCAGCCUACUGUAGUAGAUAAGCAAACACCAAUGUAGGGAGAGAAAAAAAGAGAUGAGGAAACUCAUGAGACUGUCAAGAUUGUAUAACUUUCUUGAUUUAUUUUGAGAAUGUGUUGCCUUUCUACUAUUACAGCAAAGCAGCAUUUUGUUACAGACUGCCUAAAAUCACUUAAUCUCAGGUGAACGCAUCACUUGCCAAACUGUUGGAAUGCUAUUUGUGUUUAAUUGCACUGUUGAAUUUUUUGUUGUUGUUGUUGUUUUUUUGUUUCCUUUGUUGUUGUUGUUUUGUUUAUUUGGUUGGUUUUGGGGGAGGGAGAUUUGGAAAAGGGACAUACACAAAAGUUAGAAACCCACCCACAUUCCCUUUUUAUCAUUACACAUGGAAGAAGAAAUUAGCAAGAGCUGAAAAUGGAAUAAUAAAGGCAGUAUCAGCAGGCACCAGCCAAGGGUUAAAUAAGGGCUGUUGCUCUUAAGAAAUGUCUUUUACCGUCCAAACAGUAUGAAAGUAUCUCAGCCACUCAAUGUAGGGAUAGGAAAGGAAAGGAAAUUUAUUUUUAUACAUAGUAACUGAAAAAUGCAUAUAUGUUUUAAGUCUUUGCUCUGGUAGAAAGUAUAUUUGAAAAGUGCAAGAAAAUAUGGUUAUGCUAAAAGGACUCAGUUUAUACUAUUUGCAUUAUGGUCUAUUGAGGUUUGAUAGGGUGUGAGGGUUUUUUUGGUUUUUUUUUUUGCUUUUUAAUAAACACAAAUUGAGCAAACAAAAACCCACCAAAAUGACCAGCACCAGAUCAGUCAUUGCUGGCAGAAUUGUCUCUUUUUGAAGGGAGGUUUCCAUGAACUGAGGAACCUAUACCAGCAAUACAUUUUUUAAGAGGUCAGCUUUAUGUUCAGACAAAAAAAAAAAAAGACAGAACUUCAAA